Messenger RNA from Racocetra persica, 335 nucleotides. NCBI's taxonomy places the organism in Eukaryota, Fungi, Glomeromycota, Glomeromycetes, Diversisporales, Gigasporaceae. The record is from the annotation of a GenBank genome assembly.
GAGUGAUGUGGGUGAAUUUGGAGAAUUUAGUGAAUUUAUUGAAUUUAGUGAAUUUAGUGAAUUUAUUGAAUUUAUUGAAUUUAGUGAAUUUAUUGAAUUUAUUAAAUUUAGUGAAUUUAUUGAAUUUAUUAAAUUUAGUGAAUUUAUUGAAUUUAUUAAAUUUAUUGAAUUUUGUGAAUUUAUUGAAUUUUGUGAAUUUAUUGAAUUUAUUGAAUUUUGUGAAUUUAUUGAAUUUAUUGAAUUUAUUGAAUUUUGUGAAUUUAUUGAAUUUUGUGAAUUUAUUGAAUUUUGUGAAUUUAUUGAAUUUUGUGAAUUUGUUGAAUUUAGUGAAUUCA